AUGGCAAAGGAUCUCAUCGGCGAACAUGUUUCUGAGAGGCAAUGCAAGCUUGCUGUAAACGCACUGCUUGAGCAUGUCCGAAAAAUCGAGGAGAAGAAAGCUGAAAAGGAGCUCCUUCCAGGCAAGGAGCAGAAUGUCUGGUUCGUGGUCACUGUGAAGCAGAUGCACCCAGAGAAGAAGCCGAAGCCUUACAAAAUACCCAUUGCGCACCCUCUCGUCGAUCCUCGCACGUCAUCAGUCUGCCUCAUCACGAAGGACCCACAGCGGGAGUACAAGGAUCUCCUUGAGUCACAUGGCAUUCGCUUCAUCUCGCGAGUUGUCGGCAUUACGAAGCUGAAGGGGAAAUUCAAGCCGUUCGAGGCUCGGAGACUGCUUCUGAAGGAGAAUGGCUUGUUCCUUGCCGACGAACGAGUCAUACCAUUACUCCCGGGCUUACUUGGCAAAAAGUUCUUCGAGGCUAAGAAGCAGCCAAUUCCCGUUUCCCUGACCAAGAAAGAUCUCAAGGGCGAGCUUGAGCGCGCUAUCUCAUCUACCUAUUUCCACCAAAACCAGGGGACAUGCACCUCUGUCAAGAUUGGCGCCCUAUCUCAGACUCCUGCACAGAUUCUCGACAACCUUAAGAUGGCACUCCCAGCCAUCGUCAAGAAUAUCAAGGGCGAAUGGGAUAACAUCCAAAGCAUACAUAUCAAAACAAAUUCAUCCGCGAGUUUGCCCAUAUGGAGCUGCAACUUGGGCGAUGAGGAGGGUGCCCGGUGGGACGGCCUGACUGCGCGGGAGUCUGCGGGCGAGGACAGCGGGGAUGAGACCGAGAGUGAAGAGAAAGAGGAGGCCGCGGAGUCGACCAAAAAAUCAUCCGCUGCAUCAAAGAAGACGAGCGUGGUGGUUGAUGUCGUCGAGUCGUCGCAGGAGAAGAGCAAGGGGAAGAAGCGCGCGGCCGAGGACGACACCACCAAGCCUCAAAAGAAAAUAAAAGCGUCACCGGCGCAGGAAACCCCUAUCAAGUCAAAGAAAGCCACCCCCGCUGCAAAAAGCAUCAGCAGUAAGCUCGCCGCGCCGAACGCGGUGGCGUCGGACGUCCCGUCAAAGAAAUUGAAGAAGGGUAAAGCGGAAGGAGAAGCCAAGAAGACCGAGUCGUCCGCGACGCCUGCGGCCAGCACGUCAGCGCAGGCACACGCAGCACCCGCACCCGCAGGCGAUGGAGGCGCGCCUAAGAAGAAGUCCAAGGGCAAGUCUGUGGCUGAUACAGGCGUGUCGUCACAGCCUGUUGUCGAGUCUACAGCGCUCGCAGAUGACAGAUCAGCGGCGGAGCCCCGCGACCCUGCUACGCCCGCGGCUGCGCGGAAGAAGAAAGCGCGCGCGUCGGCGGUCGACUUCUUCGAGGACGGCCCUGCGCCGCCGCCCAACACGCCGGCCGAUGCAAGUGCGGCGAAAAAGAAGAAGGCGAAGACGGUCGAGGUGACACCACUUAGCAAGGCUAUUGCGCAGCUCGCGGACGAGGGGAGUGCUGCACCCGAGACGCCGCUCCCGAAGAUCAGGAAACGGAAGGGGGAUGCCGCGUCUGCCGCUCACGCUGACAAAGGCACCCCUACGUCGGCGUCGGCGGAGACGGGUGGAUUAUCAAUGGACGACUUGAAGAAGAAGCGCGCACUGUCGGGGACGGAGAAGAAAAAGGGAAAGGUCGUGAACAGCUCGCCCGCUGCCAAGAGUGCGAAGAGCGCGAUUGUUGGCAAGAAGCGGCUCUAA
Molecule: messenger RNA, 1743 nt
Organism: Postia placenta MAD-698-R-SB12
Lineage: Eukaryota; Fungi; Basidiomycota; Agaricomycetes; Polyporales; Adustoporiaceae
Exons: 4
Coding region: 1-1743 (580 amino acids)
Source: RefSeq, a predicted model, not a curated record